AUGGCAUCAAAGGCUACUGAAUGCUGGUCACUUCUACUUAUCUUCUUUUCUAUGCAACAUACAUACGGGAGUGGAAAGACAUUUAUCGGUCCUUGCGGAGGAAGAAAUUGCUCCAUUUACCACUGCAUUCCUGAAAAGGGGUCUCGGGGUCGAGCCGGACCACCAGGGCCACAGGGCCCAAUUGGGUCCCUGGGACUGCCAGGACCCAUUGGGCUUCCAGGAGAGAAGGGGUUAAGAGGUGACAGUGGCCGCCCAGGAGCAGUGGGGGACAAAGGAGACAAGGGUCCAACUGGUGUUCCUGGGUUUCCUGGUUUGGAUGGUAUACCUGGUCACCCAGGGCCUCCUGGACCCAGAGGCAAACCUGGUGCUGAUGGCUGUAAAGGCUUAAGAGGUGAUCCGGGGUUUCCAGGAGACAGAGGACCUCGUGACCCCCAGGGCCCCCCAGGCCUUCCUGGGGAACGUGGAGAAAAAGGAGAUUCUGUAUUCGUAUUUGGUGCCAUUAAAGGUAUUCAGGGAGACAGAGGGGAGCCAGGACUUCCAGGAUUACCAGGAUCUAGGGGUGCAAGAGGCCCUUCAGGUCCCAUAGGCUAUCCAGGAGAGCCAGGACCCACUGGACUGCCAGGCCAGAGUGGGAGCCCAGGCUUGAAGGGCAAUCCUGGUAUAGGAGUAAAAGGGCAGAUGGGAGACCCGGGUGAUGUAGGCCUGCGGGGCUCCCCUGGACAGACUCUAUUGGUACAACCACCUGAUUAUUAUCUCUAUAAAGGAGAAAAGGGUAUAAAAGGAAUGCCCGGGAUGACUGGACCACCAGGACCACCAGGACCCAAGGGUGAAACUGGCAUCGGACCCAAAGGAGAGAAAGGCAUUCCAGGAUUCCCAGGACCUCAGGGUAGCCCUGGUUCUUAUGGAGCUCCGGGUUUUCCAGGAUUAAAGGGGGAGCCAGGACUGCCUGGAGAACCAGGACCAUUUGGAUUUCCUGGCCCAAAGGGAGAUCCUGGUGAGCGUGGAUACCCUGGACCACCAGGUGCUUUGAUGACUCCUCCUCCUCCAUUCAAAGGUCCUCCAGGGGAUCCAGGUCUCCCUGGCCGCUAUGGAGAAAUGGGGGAUAUAGGACCACCUGGUCCCCCAGGCCUACCAGGUAGACCAGGGGAAGCCUGCCCAGGCCUGAUGGGACCACCUGGACCACAAGGUCUUCCUGGUCAUCCUGGACAUCCAGGGGCUGCUGGAAUUCCUGGGAAGGUGACUUAUGCUCCAGGAAAACCAGGGAAACCUGGGCCACCUGGGCUGCCUGGAGAACCAGGGCUGCAGGGAGAGCCAGGAUCAAAUGUUAUCUAUUGUAGAAUUGGAGACCCAGGACCACCAGGAACAAAAGGCAAAAUGGGUUUUCCAGGAAGAAGAGGUCCCAAAGGAGAAAAAGGAAACAAGGGGUUCUGUGACUGUGAACCAUGUCCCCCAGGUCCUCCAGGCCCCCCAGGAUGUCCUGGGAGACAUGGCAGGAAAGGAGACUCAGGACCCCCUGGGCAGUUUGGAGAAAAAGGUGUUCCAGGACCUCCUGGUGCUGAAGGACCUCCAGGACUACCUGGAAAACCUGGUGCCUCAGGACCUCCUGGCAGCAAGGGAGAAAAGGGGGAUAUGGUUGUUUCAAGAGUUAAAGGGCGCAAAGGAGAAAGAGGUCCUGAUGGACUCCCAGGAAUUCCAGGACAGCAAGGACAACCUGGUCAGGAUGGAUAUGAAGGAGAAAAGGGAGAUCCAGGACCCCCAGGGGAUCAUGAAGAUGCAACACCAGGUGAUCAAGGGUUUCCUGGGCCUCCAGGGCUUCCAGGAAGAACGGGUCCCAGGGGGCCACCAGGUUUGGGAUAUCCAGGUCCACCUGGCCAAAGAGGACCACCAGGAGCUCCAGGCCACCCAGGACAGAGGGGACCUGAAGGCAUAAAGGGUCUGAAAGGUGGUACAAUUCCUUGUGAUGUGAGCUACCCUGGGGAACCAGGUCCACCUGGUAUGGAUGGCCCUCAAGGUCUAAAAGGAUUUCCAGGACCUAGGGGAACUCCUGGGCUCAGGUGUUUCGAUGGACCAAAAGGUCGACCCGGCAAACCAGGACUAUCAGGCAUACCUGGCCCACCUGGUGUUCGUGGUGACAUGGGAGAUCCAGGAUUUGAAGGGGAACAGGGGCCCUCCCCUAGGGGCCCCCCAGGCCUUCCUGGUUUACCUGGAGCAAAUGGGCAGAAAGGUAUCCCUGGAGACCCUGCUUCUGGUCUCCCAGGGCCCCCAGGAAAGAAGGGUCUAUCAGGAGUGCCUGGGGUGAAAGGACACAGAGGUGAUCUAGGAUGCCCGGGGACUGCAGGGCUACCUGGCAUGCCUGGGUUCCCAGGUCUCAAAGGUCCCAAAGGCAAAGAAGGAAGUGCUGGGUUUCCAGGCAUCUCAGGUGACCCCGGCAGUUCCUGUGGAAGAGGUAUUCCAGGAAGACCAGGGCAAGCCGGACACCCUGGGGCUCCUGGAAGUCCAGGUGCACCUGGUUGGAAAGGGGAGCGAGGGGAUAGGGGUCCCCCUGGACCAGCUGGAAUGAAGGGGCUGCCUGGAAUACCUGGAGAGCCAGGAGAAAAAGGACCCGUGGGGCUGCCAGGGGUCCCAGGACCCUCUGGGGAUGAUGGACUACCUGGUCUUCAAGGCCCAAAGGGACCUCAGGGGCUGCCUGGUUUUCCAGGCUUUCCAGGAGAGAGAGGAAAACCUGGGCCCAAUGGAACAUUUGGAAGAAAAGGUGAACCUGGAGAGAAAGGUUGGCCUGGCCCCCAGGGUCACCCAGGAGUUAGAGGUGCCAAAGGAUCAAGAGGACCCCCGGGAGAUGAAGGAGAAAUUACUAUAAUUUCUAAAAUGGGUCAAACUGGGGAACCUGGACCACCAGGAGAUGAUGGCUUCUCAGGAAAAGAAGGUGAUAAAGGCAGCCCUGGCAUGCAAGGGAAGAGAGGAGAGCCAGGAAGUAUGGGACCCCCUGGAAUUCACAAAGGGAAGCCCGGAAGAAGUGGGCAGCCAGGGAUUCCUGGACAACCAGGCCCUCCAGGCUCACCUGGACUAAGAGGAAUCAUCGGUUUUCCAGGAUAUCCAGGUGACCAGGGUGAUCCAGGUUGUCCAGGGCUCCCUGGACUUGCAGGAAUGGAUGGAACCCAAGGACCUAAAGGAAACAAGGGUGACCCUGCAAAGUAUUGUGGUGCCCCAGGGCCAAAGGGUGAGCCAGGAGCCCCUGGAUGUCCAGGACAUCCCGGAGAACCUGGAGAUCGGGGCUUACCUGGUGUUCAAGGGCCUGGAGGACCACCUGGAAUGCCAGGACCACCUGGCUUCUUAGGACCACCAGGGUGUCCAGGUAAUCCAGGAAUGCCUGGCCAGGAAGGACAUCCAGGAGCAAUGGGGGAUCCUGGGCCAAGAGGUAACAUGGGCGAUCCAGGGAUACCUGGUCUUCCUGGAAUAAAAGGUCCCCCUGGGUCACCAGGUCAGAAUGGCUUGCAUGGCUUGAAGGGCCAGAAAGGAUCCAAAGGUUCUUCAGGUUUGCAUGAAAUUGGUCCACCCGGCCCCAUGGGCACACCUGGGCAGAAAGGAGAGCCAGGAGAUCAAGGGAGCCCAGGAAUUUCUCCCCCUGGCCUUUUUGGAGAAAAAGGACCCCCUGGUCCUCCAGGAAACCGUGGACCACCUGGUCCCACAGGCAGCCCAGGGAGAGAUGCUGAGGGGCUCAUUCCUGACUCCGGCUCACCUGGAAAUCGGGGACCUCCUGGCCCUGACGGAGCUAGAGGACCCCCUGGACUUCCUGGUGCCCCUGGGAGUGUUGACCUUCUGAAAGGGGAACCAGGUGAUUGUGGCCUGCCAGGGCUACCUGGUCCCCCAGGCCCACCAGGACCUCCAGGAUAUAAAGGUUUCCCAGGAUGUGAUGGAAAAGAUGGCCAGAAAGGACCUAUGGGAUUCCCGGGGCCACAAGGACCACCUGGACUUCCAGGCUUACCUGGAGAAAAGGGCUUACCUGGGAUCCCAGGUUUACCAGGACCCCCUGGACCUCCAGGUAAACCUGGACCACCUGCAGACUUGGAUUCCUGCCCCCGAAUUCCAGGUCUUCCUGGGGUACCAGGCCCAAGAGGUCCAGAAGGAACCAUGGGCCCCUCUGGUACAAGAGGACCUCCAGGACCAGGUUGCAAAGGGGAGCCAGGCCUGGAUGGCAGAAGGGGCAAGGAUGGCAUCCCUGGGUCUCCUGGGCCUCCAGGACACAGAGGGGACCCUGGUGAGGCAGGCUGUCCUGGAUCAGCAGGACCUCCUGGGCCCACUGGGGAUGUUGGACCCCCAGGGCUCAGUUCUGGAUUCAUCAGCGGCUUCCUUCUGGUCCUGCACAGUCAGACUGACCAAGAACCCAUGUGCCCAGCAGGCAUGCCCCAGCUCUGGACUGGUUACAGCCUGCUAUUCCUGGAAGGGCAAGAGAAGGCUCACAACCAGGAUCUUGGACUGGCAGGGUCUUGCCUUCCAAUGUUCAGCACGUUGCCUUUUGCCUACUGCAACAUCCACCAAGUGUGCCACUAUGCCCGGAGGAAUGACAAAUCCUACUGGCUGGCCAGUGCAGCGCCCCUGCCUUCUGCCCCACUCUCUGAGGAGGCCAUCCGCCCCUACAUCAGCCGCUGUGCUGUGUGUGAGUCUCCGGCUCCCGCAGUGGCAGUGCACAGCCAGGACCAAACCAUCCCCCCAUGCCCAGACAACUGGACCAGCCUCUGGAUUGGGUACUCCUUCCUGAUGCACACAGGAGCUGGAGCCGAAGGUGGUGGACAGGCCCUCAUGUCCCCUGGCAGCUGCCUGGAAGACUUCAGGACAGCCCCCUUCAUCGAGUGCCAAGGCCGGCAGGGCACGUGCCACUUCUUUGCCAAUGAGUACAGUUUCUGGCUCAGCACAGUGAGCGCAGACACACAAUUUUCUUUGGCACCAUCCCCGGACAUUUUGAAGACAGGCCAGGCCCAGCGCCAGAAGGUCAGCCGGUGUCAGGUGUGCAUGAGAUCGAACUAG
Suncus etruscus (white-toothed pygmy shrew) is the source of this 5022-nucleotide messenger RNA. It is a transcript of the gene COL4A4, whose product is annotated as collagen type IV alpha 4 chain. Lineage: Eukaryota; Metazoa; Chordata; Mammalia; Eulipotyphla; Soricidae. The record is from RefSeq and is a predicted model, not a curated record. Gene Ontology annotation, molecular function: extracellular matrix structural constituent. The transcript has 46 exons. Bases 1 to 5022 code for a protein of 1673 amino acids. Gene Ontology annotation, cellular component: collagen trimer.